CAGGUGGAGGUUACCGCCCAAAUCAGUCCGGGCGAAUCAAAGCUCAGAUCAUACAAUACCAAGAUCUUAUUGGGCAAGCGCGAUGUGCCAUUGUACAACGUCAUGGCCCAGAAUGUGCUGCGGCUCAUUGGUACCGAAGACGAACAAGAGCGGUCGCUGCUAAUGUAUUUGGGACUCAAGGACGAAUCGCCUGAUAUGCUCAAGACGAUCACAAACGUUAUCGCCGAAAGCUUGUUGUAGCUCGACAUGGACUGCACAGUGAACUUAGCACAUCACAGUGCGAAUGCUAGCAAUGGUCACCGCUGCCUGUAUCCGUGCACGCCUCUCUCUGUACGGCAACCCUUAUAAGACAACAAUAUAUACAUAUAUAUGUAUAUCGUACGAGCUAUAGUUUAGCGCAAUGGUGUGACUCUGCAUACGCAUGGAAUAGCUCGACAGCAACCUCGCACUAGAGCUCAGUGCGUAUGUUGCACUUCCGCGUGUGUGUGUUGACAUUCAACGGUCUUUGCGUUAAACUUAGCUACAAAUGGCUGCGGAGCAAAGCAGACAUCUCCUCAGAGUUCAGCGAUGUUGCUGUAGCGUCUCAGUAUACAUGUCGCGUGGCUUGACACCGAACGACUGCUCGGCUCUUUGCGGCAAUACCCUGGUACAGCAUUCCAUUAUAC
Molecule: messenger RNA, 665 nt
Organism: Sphaeroforma arctica JP610
Lineage: Eukaryota; Ichthyosporea; Ichthyophonida
Exons: 3
Biological process (GO): proteasome assembly
Source: RefSeq, a predicted model, not a curated record